This is a messenger RNA of Peronospora matthiolae, 1023 nucleotides long. Lineage: Eukaryota; Oomycota; Peronosporomycetes; Peronosporales; Peronosporaceae. The record is from the annotation of a GenBank genome assembly.
AUGACACCUGUGUCGUUGCCGUCUCUGCGUUUUGAGCCCGUGGGAGCGCUGAACAUGUGCGUGCCUCGUCUGCUUCCGUUCUCUUCGGAGAAAGCGCGUUCUGCAAUUCCAUUCGACCCUGCGCCCGUGUCAGACGUGAUCCCGAAAGCUCGGGACAGGUCCUUGUCCCCACAGCAACCAGAGCUCGCGUGGCGCUCAUCAUUGACGGCCGACCAGAUCGCAGCGAUUGCCAUUGCGCAGCAGGAAACUGAAAAGACUUUGCGUGGUCGAAGCAAGGUCAAGCCUUUGUGGCCACCCCCUCACUCUCUCAUGUCCGAUAUGGCCUCAGAAGACUGGAAGAGAAUGCGCAGGAAGGAGCAGUGUCGCAUCAAUCAGGCCAACUAUAGGAAGCGCAAACGCUACUACGAAGAAGAAAUUGAGUGCGAGAUGAGGGCACUGGAACAGGAAAUUGAACGGCUUCAGACUUGCCAUGCUGCAAGUCUGUUGAAUAGGCGACAGAACGCUGUGCAGACCAUUGGCGACUUUUACUACGCUGUAAGUAUCGAAGGCGGACAGCAGAGGCUUGACGGACGGGCUUUCUGGGUAAAAGACGGUCGCUCUCCAGCACUGUGCUGUCUAUUGGAACUCCAGAGAGAAGAGUUUGACUCGGUCGACUCGUUCAAGUUACAUUGGCUCUGCUACUGUAAGCAGUUUCGAGUGUUCCAGCUCUCCAUCUCUUCAUGUGAGCGCCUGGAAGCGGGCGAGCACGUGAUUAUUCAAGUCACUAGUCAGCUGCGAAUGGACGUCGACUGCGGUGCGCAGCGGCACCGGAGUGGAAACAGUCCGCGCUACGGUUCGAUCACGUAUCCCGUCAUGCAGCAGUUUGAGUUUCGAGAGGACGAGCAAGUCAUCACUCGGAUCACGUCUGAAGUGGAUCUGGUAGGUGGCAUUGCCGCCAUUCAGAACCAGAGUGUUCCAGACUGUACACUCGACGUCCUGCGCUACCUCUCCGAGGGCUUUACCGCAGUUGAACCACUGCCGUAG